Messenger RNA from Recurvomyces mirabilis, 1080 nucleotides. RefSeq lists its product as uncharacterized. NCBI's taxonomy places the organism in Eukaryota, Fungi, Ascomycota, Dothideomycetes, Mycosphaerellales, Teratosphaeriaceae. Bases 1 to 1080 code for a protein of 359 amino acids. The record is from RefSeq and is a predicted model, not a curated record. The transcript has 2 exons.
AUGACGAAACUCUUCAUCACCGGUGCUACGGGCUACAUUGGAGGCGACGCACUUUAUGCUAUUGUGAAUGCUCAUCCGGAGUACGAGAUCACUGCCCUCGUGCGGAAUUCAGACAAAGGAGCCCAGGUGCUGAAAGACUAUGCCAAGAUCAGGCUCGUCUUUGGCGACCUUGAUAGUGUUGAGCUGAUCACCGAAGAGUCGACGAAGGCUGAUGUCGUUUGUCACUUUGCCAAUGCAGAUCAUGUAGCGUCUGCAAACGCCAUCGUGAAAGGACUUGCUGCUCGAGAAGCAGAACGACCAGGCUUCUAUAUCCAUACCUCUGGGACCGGUAUCCUCAUGUUCACAGACAUCAAGUCGUCAACUUACGGUGAAACUUCAGAGAAGACAUACGAUGACCUCGAGAACGUCUCAGAGGUCACUUCUCUGCCAGACGAAGCUUCGCACCGGAACGUCGACAAGAUCGUCCUUGCAGCCGGUACAAACCACAGCGACAGGAUCAAGACCGCUAUCGUGUGCCCACCUACUAUUUACGGACCUGGGCGUGGACCAGGGAAUCAAAUAUCCCACCAAUUACCAGAGCUCUGUCGAGCCACGCUACAGAAAGGUCACGGGGUCAAGGUCGGAACCGGCAAAACAUACUGGGGCAACGUCCACGUCCACGACCUCUCGGACCUCUAUCUCAAGCUCGUCGAGGAAGCAGCUCAUGGGGGGUCGACGGCCGAUUGGCCAGGUAAACCCGCGAUCUGGGGAGCGGAAGGUUACUACUUCUGUGAGAACGGCGAGCAUGUCUGGGGUGACAUCUCGGAGUUAGUGGCUACGGAAGCGUAUAAGCAGGGGUUGAUCAAGGAGAGGGAUGUCAAGUCCAUUGGUAAAGAUGAGGCUAAUGGUCUUACGGCUCAUGGUGCGGCGCUUUGGGGUGCUAAUAGUCGAGCGAGAGCUAAGAGGGCGAGGGCAACGCUGAGAUGGGAUCCGAAGGGGUAUAGUUUGAAGGAAGAUGUGAAGCCAUCGCUGCAGGAGCAGGCGAAGAGGCUUGGUGUUGAGCCGGGACAUGCCAAAGUCGCGGCCGGUGAAGCUUCUUGA